AUGUUUGAACAUCGACGAACUGUUCAACUAAAUUUCAUGGUUGACAACAGCAAAUAUUUGAGUUUGGAGAGUAAUUUCAGCUAUCAAUGGUUCAUUCAGAAGACAGAAAUAAUCAGCAAUGGAGUGGAAGUUUUGAACUUACAAAAAUUUAUAGACGAGAAGAAUAAGCCGGAAACAAAAGGCAGCAAAAAAGGCGAUGAAAAGAAUCAUCAAACAAACGAAAAAUUUCUCACUCUUCUGUCUCGACAUCACCAACAACAUCAUGAAAAUUGA
Clunio marinus is the source of this 273-nucleotide messenger RNA. The record is from the annotation of a GenBank genome assembly. NCBI's taxonomy places the organism in Eukaryota, Metazoa, Arthropoda, Insecta, Diptera, Chironomidae.